This is a messenger RNA of Castor canadensis (American beaver), 3832 nucleotides long. It is a transcript of the gene Adgrg1, whose product is annotated as adhesion G protein-coupled receptor G1. Gene Ontology annotation, molecular function: heparin binding; G protein-coupled receptor activity. Gene Ontology annotation, cellular component: plasma membrane. NCBI's taxonomy places the organism in Eukaryota, Metazoa, Chordata, Mammalia, Rodentia, Castoridae. The record is from RefSeq and is a predicted model, not a curated record. Gene Ontology annotation, biological process: adenylate cyclase-activating G protein-coupled receptor signaling pathway; cell surface receptor signaling pathway.
AGUGGCUUGGCAGCUGGCAGGGACCAGCACAGGCAGGUUAAGCCUCUGACACAGAUCCUGAAAGGUGGUCCAGCUGCCUGGUCCUUCACAGGACCCUCUACCUGGCACCAGGGAUAAAGAUGCUUAAAUCCCUAAUGUCUAAAUGAGACCCUGGGAGGAUUCACAAGACAGUCACCUGGAUGAGAAGUCAACCCCAUCCCCAGCUGUCCUGAACUUUGCUUCUCCAUCUCCAGCUCAACAGCCCCGUGGGACAGGCAGCACUGGUUGGGCUCUGUCCCAACUGGAUGAACUUGGACAGGUGGUGACGUCUCUGGGUGACUUCUGGGGACUACGAUGGCUGUCUGGGUGCUGCUGCAGACAGCGCUGUUCCUACUGACUCUGCUCUUCCGGACUCAAGGUGCCCACAGUGGUGGCUCCAGGGAAGACUUCCGCUUCUGCGGCCAGCGGAAUCAGACACAGAGGAGCUUCCUCCACUACGAGCAGACACCUGAGCUGCACAUCUCCAUCAGGAACUCCGAGGAGGCCCUCACGAUCCAUGCCCCCUUCCAAGCGGCCCCCGAGGCCUCCCGGUCGUUUCCUGAGCCCAGGGGCCUCUACCACUUCUGCCUCUACUGGAACCGCCAUGCCAGGAAGUUCCAUCUGCGCUAUGGCAAGAACGACUUCCUGCUGAGUGGCCAGGCGGAUGGCCUCCUCUGCUUCCGGCACCAGGAGGAGAGCCAGGCUCAGGGACCCCCACUGCUCGCCACCUCUGUCAGCUCCUGGUGGAACCCCCAGAACACCAGCCUGCCUAGGGUUGCUGGCUUCACCUUCUCCUUCCACAACCCCUCACAGGCCUCCCACAAUGCCUCCGCCUCAGUGGACAUGUGUGAGCUGAAGAAGACCUUGCAGCACCUCAGCCAGCUCCUACAGCAGCCCGGCAAGACCUCCCGGCGGCCCUCGACCACCCUGGUCAGCCAGCAGCUGCAGAGUCUUGAGUCGAAACUGGCCUCUGUGAGCUUCCCAGGGGACAUGGCGUCAUUUGAGGAGGACAGGGUCAAUGCCACUGUGUGGAAACUGCGGCCCACAGCUGCUCUCCAGGACCUGCACAUCCACUCCCGGCAGGAGGAGGCGCAGAGCGAGGUCCAGGAAUAUUCGGUGCUGCUGCCUCGCGCCCUCUUCCAGCAGACCAAAGGCCGGCGUGGUGAGGCUGCGAAGAGACUCCUCAUGGUGGACUUCAGCAGCCAAGCCCUGUUCCAGGACAGGAAUUCCAGCCAGGUCUUGGGCGAGAAGGUCUUGGGGAUCGUUGUGCAGAACACCAAAGUCACCAACCUGCCAGAGCCAGUGGUGCUCACCUUCCAGCACCAGCCCCAGCCGAAGAACGUGACCCUCCAGUGCGUAUUCUGGGUUGAAGACCCGACAUUGAGAACCCCAGGGAGCUGGAGCAGCGCUGGGUGUGAGACCCUCCGGAGAGAAACGCAGACGUCCUGCCUCUGUAGCCACCUGACCUAUUUUGCAGUUCUGAUGGUGUCCUCUGCAGAGGUGAGCAUGGAGCACAAGCACUAUCUCACCCUCCUGACCUAUGUGGGCUGUGUCAUUUCUGCCCUCGCCUGCAUCUCCACCAUCACCGCCUACCUCUGCUCCAGCAGGAGGAAGCCCCGGGACUACACCAUCAAAGUGCACAUCAACCUGCUGGUGGCCGUCUUCCUGCUGGAUAUGAGCUUCAUCCUCAGUGAGCCGGUGGCACUGAUGGGCUCGGAAGCCGCCUGCCGUGCCAGCGCCAUCUUCCUCCACUUCUCCCUGCUCGCCUGCCUGUCCUGGAUGGGCCUCGAGGGCUACAACCUGUACCGCCUUGUCGUCGAGGUCUUCGGCACCUAUGUGCCUGGCUACCUGCUCAAGCUGAGCAUUGUGGGCUGGGGCUUUCCCAUCUUCCUGGUGACUCUGGUGGCACUGGUGGAUGUGAACAACUAUGGCCCCAUCAUCCUAGCGGUCCACAGGACUCCAGAGCGUGUCAUCUACCCUUCCAUGUGCUGGAUCCGUGACUCCCUGGUCAGCUACAUCACCAACCUUGGCCUCUUCAGCCUGGUGUUUCUGUUCAACCUGGCCAUGCUGGGUACCAUGGUGGUGCAGGUCCUGCGGCUGCGCCCACAUAACCAGAAGUGGCCCCACGUGCUGACCCUGCUGGGCCUCAGCCUGGUGCUGGGCCUGCCCUGGGCCUUGGUCUUCUUCUCCUUUGCUUCUGGCACCUUCCAGCUCGUUGUCCUCUACCUCUUCAGCAUCAUCACAUCCUUCCAAGGGUUCCUCAUCUUCCUCUGGUACUGGUCCAUGCGGCUGCAGGCCCAGGGCGGCCCUUGCCCUCUGAAGAACAGUUCGGACAGCGCCAGGCUCCCCAUCAGCUCCGGCAGCACCUCGUCCAGUCGUGCCUAGGCUGCUGGCACAGCCUCGCUGUGUGAGGGCGCAGAGACGCCACCCUCCUUCACCACCUGUGCCCACCCCGCCACUGGGCCCAGCUCUUGCUGGGCAGUAGCAGACUUGAUGGAUGGGGCUGUUACCAUGGUAGCCAGAUACCAGCCUAGCCUCGAGGACCACUUGGUUCCCAGGUCCAGCUCCCAAGGGCUCAGGAGUACACUGCCAUGCUGGCUUGUGGGGCUGUCCCCACAGCUCUCCCAGCCUGGGGAUGAGGCCUUGUCUUUCCUGACCACCCCGAGCCCAGUCUUUGUUGCUGGGCAUUGGGACCCUCAGGCCCUUGGACCUUGGUGGCCUGGCAUAUCCUUAGCCCUGUGCCCAGGACCUAGCUGCCCAGGAUAUAACUGCUCUGUCCCUGUGGUCACCAUGGAGUGCUCUGCAGCCCCUGUUCUUUUACCUGAGGCUGGCAGCACAGGCAGAUGGGGCUGGGCAGUGCCAGAGCCAGAGGCCUGCAGGAGGUGAGGACCCAGAGCACAGCAGCUCACCUACCUCCAAGCCCAGCAAACCUGCUGCCCCCAGACAUCCCUUCCCUGCUCCUGUUCGAGUUGUCCCUGCGCUCCACCCACAGCAGGCCCCAGUUCCAAUGCUGUCAUUGUGGUAGUGGUUCCCAGUAGCUUCUUGGUGCUUGGCUGUAAACUUUCAUCCAUUGCACAGGUCUUGGCCUAUCCCUGCCACGGGCGUAGUGCAGAAGCCUGGGCUGGACCAGGUCCAGCUGUCCAUCUGGGCCUCUCUCUGAGCUGUCUUGUCCUUGUUCACAUGUUGGAGGGGUCUUCUGUGACCAGAACUGUGGGAUGUGGCAGUCUGUCCUUAUUUCAUCCCAGCACUGAAAAACAGAAACUUCCUCCUCUGCCGAAACUGGAGCCAACAUUUGCCUAAGGGGCCGUUUCAAAUGCCUACAGAUAGCCCUGGGGACACUUAGCUAGUGAACUCUGUCCAGAAAACACAGAUCAUUUGCCAGCCUGUGCAGUGGUGGUGACACAGAUGAUCAGACCUUCUAGUUCUCCCCAUGAACUCUCAGACAAGCUCUUAGGACUAUAGGCACAGGGUCGGAGAGCCUGGCUGGGAAUCUAGGAAGCUUUCCUGCAGGAGGCAGCAUUUGAUCUUGAUCUCAGCCUUCAAGAUGGGGAGGAUGUUUCUUUUUAAGCAACAAUUAAUUCUUUUUUUGUUUGUUUGUUUUGAGACAGGGUCUCACCACGCAGCCUAGGCUGAGCUUGAACUCUUGAUCUUCCCGCCUCAGCCUCCCGAGUGCUGGGAUUGCAGGCAUGCACCACCAUCCCUACCAUCCUUUUGUCUUUUGAUAUUAAAAGUACAUGUUUGUUGUAGAGGAUCUGGAAACUGUAGAAGAUUGUCAAGGAGAAAAAUAAAAAUUGGCUGUUGUCACCUAACAAAC